Molecule: messenger RNA, 2234 nt
Organism: Ochotona princeps (American pika)
Lineage: Eukaryota; Metazoa; Chordata; Mammalia; Lagomorpha; Ochotonidae
Product: G-protein coupled receptor 183
Exons: 2
Coding region: 184-1257 (357 amino acids)
Biological process (GO): G protein-coupled receptor signaling pathway
Cellular component (GO): membrane
Molecular function (GO): oxysterol binding; G protein-coupled receptor activity
Source: RefSeq, a predicted model, not a curated record
AUGCUCAGUCAGGGUAACAAAAAAAAAAAAGUCACCACCAUAAAAGGAUGUGUGCAUCGUCUCUCUUAAAACAACAUGCCAAGGUUAGCAUAUCUCAGUGUGGGCAGACACUGACGGCUACUGCACACAAGCCCCAAGAAGCCACGGAGAUACAUCUCGACCAUCCCACCACUGGAUAUAAAAAUGACAAACAACUUUACUACCCUCUCAGUACCUCCUCAGGGCAAUGACUGUGACCUGUAUGCCCACCACAGCACAGCCAGUGUGUUGAUGCCUCUGCAUUACAGCCUGGUCUUUGUGGUUGGGCUGGUGGGAAACUUGCUGGCCUUGGUCGUCAUUGUUCAAAACAGGAAAAAAAUCAACUCUACUACUCUCUAUUCUACAAAUUUGGUGAUUUCUGAUAUACUUUUCACGACUGCUUUGCCGACACGGAUAGCCUACUAUGCACUGGGCUUUGACUGGAGAAUUGGUGACGCCUUGUGUCGGAUCACUGCUCUCGCGUUUUAUAUCAACACGUACGCGGGUGUGAACUUCAUGACCUGCCUGAGCAUCGACCGCUUCUUUGCUGUGGUGCACCCUCUGCGCUACAACAAGAUAAAAAGAGUUGAACAUGCAAAGGGUGUCUGUGUAUUUGUCUGGAUUCUAGUCUUUGCUCAAACCCUCCCAUUACUCAUCAACCCUAUGUCAAAGCAUGAGCCAGAAAGGACAACAUGCAUGGAAUAUCCAAACUUUGAAGAAACGAAACAUCUGCCCUGGAUUCUGCUGGCUGCCUGUCUUAUAGGCUAUGUGCUUCCACUGGUGAUCAUCCUCAUCUGCUAUACUCAAAUCUGCUGCAAACUCUUUAAAACUGCCAAACAGAACCCGCUCACAGAGAAAUCUGGGGUAAACAGAAAGGCUCUCAACACCAUUAUCUUCAUUAUUGUUGUGUUUGUUCUCUGCUUCACACCUUACCAUGUUGCAAUUAUCCAGCACAUGAUUAAAAAGCUCCUUUUGCCUGAUCCCCUGGAAUGCAGCCAACAGCACUCAUUUCAGAUUUCUCUGCACUUUACAGUAUGCCUGAUGAACUUCAAUUGCUGCAUGGACCCUUUUAUCUAUUUCUUCGCGUGUAAAGGUUACAAGAGAAAAGUGAUGAAGAUGUUGAGACGUCAAGUCAGUGUAUCAAUUUCCAGUGCUGUCAAGUCAGCCCCUGAUGAAAAUUCUCGUGAAAUGACAGAAUCACAGAUGAUGAUACAUUCCAAGUCUUCAAAUGGGAAGUAGAAAAGAUUUCAUUCUGGAUUUACAGCAAAGUAAGCUGAAAGAUGAACUUUGCUAGACUUGUACGAAGCAAAGUGAUCAUUUGCUUCCCAAUAAGGAUUCUUUUGAAUUCUUCUCAUUGGGAACUGUUUCUCACCUCCAACUUGAGAGUGAACUGAUACAUUAGCAUACAUGUGUACGUAAGGACAUGUAUGUGAUGCAUAUAUCAGCUGGCAAGAAAACGUAAUGCAAAGUUCUAAUCUGUAAAUGCAAUCGUAUGCCAAAAGGGAGGUCACCUUAAUAGCUAUCAAGGUAAAAAGAAAUUUCAUGCCAACAAAAAUUAAAUCAUUAUUAUUCCUUGCCAAUAACUUGGCAAAAGAAAAAAGACUAACUAGAUUGUACAUUGCUGGUGUAAAAAUGUUAAUAUUGUAAAAUAGUUUUGAUAAAAUUUCUUAAAUCCAUGUUCCUUAAGAUUUCAGAUAUUAUUUCCUCAACACCAUCAGUUGUUUUUAUUCUAUUCUGCGUCGUAACUCUGUUGCAAAGCACUCUUUUGGAAUAACAAACAGGAUGGGAUAUGAUGCCGAGAACACCCCACAAUGCUCCCUGUCAACUCUAAACAGCAUUGCCAGGGGAAUUUUGCUACCCAGCAGCAGAGAGCUUCAGCUCAAGGAGGUCAGGAAAGCCCUUAGCUUGUCUCCUGACAGCACGGUAAGGACCACUGCUCGGGAGUGUGACAAGGACUUCUGAAUGCAGCCACAUGCGAGGAAGGCUCCCAGUGAUACACUCUGCUUGGGAAUAAAGUAUGACUAGAGGUUUGAUUGUCUCUGGAGUUCAAGGGGAUCAUUUCUUAUUUAUUUCAGGUUGCUAGUGUCUUGUAUCACACUGAUACAGUAUGGGUCAGUAAUUUGGGUUACUGGAAAGCAUGGAAAGGGUUUAUGAGCCAUAAGCAAUACGGCUGCUGCUUGACUGAAUAAAACAAGCAAUAAAAUGGAAAAUUAUAA